UUCCCCCCCCCCCGGAGCAUAGAGGAGGCCAGAGGGGCUACUGGGUUCAACGGGAAAUAGUGAAGCGUUGACGGUUCUUUCAAUCCGGGUCAGGCGAAAGCGAUGAAGACGGUGACCAUGGAGGCUGGGCUGGGUUCGAUGCCGGUACCGCGUGCAGAGCUGAAGCUGGUCCGACUGUUGAGCCGUUGUGAGGCGAUGGCGGCCGAUAAACGAAAUCCGGACGAGUGGCGGUUGGAGAAGUACGUAGCUGCUCUGGAGGAGAUGUUACUCACAUUGAAGAAACACUCCAGCAAACCAGCUCCUGAAGUACUGAAUGAAUAUUCUCGUAAGGUGGAUUUUUUAAAGGGCUUGCUAGAAGCAGAGAAAUUGUCAUCAUCUUCUGAGAAGGCGCUGGCAAAUCAGUUUUUGGCUCCCGGGAGAACUCCUACCACUGCCAAGGAGCGAACUCCAGCAACGAAAACCGUGCAUCUACAGACCAAGGCCCGCUUUAUGGGCGAGAUGAGAAAUGAGCUGCUUGGUACAGACCCUUCCUAUAUCAAUGAUUUGGAAGAGAAAAAUUUAAGGAAACGCAUGACUCCACUUCCUGACGAGAAGCAGUCAGCUGCCGAACUGGAUGCGGUCCUGCAGACUCAUCACAACAUCCAGGAGAAAUUAGCUGAAGAGAUGUUGCACCUGGCGCGCAAUCUCAAGAACAACACUCUUGUAGCACAGAAUGUGAUUAAGCAAGAUAACCAGACCUUGACGCAGUCACUCAAGCUGGCUGACCAGAACUUUGAGAAACUAAAGUCUGAAUCGGAUCGCCUGGAGCAGCAUGCCAAGAAAUCUGUCAACUGGCUUCUCUGGCUAAUGUUGAUCAUUGUCUGUUUCAUUUUCAUCAGCAUGAUCCUGUUCAUUAGAAUCUUCCCCAAACUAAGAUGAUUUCUGGGCUGGUGUCAGCAGCAGCUUGGCACCUUAUCUUAUUUUAUCUUUUUCAUUUAACCCAUCAAACCUUGCUGGGCUUUUGUAAUUUGGUGAAAAUGCUUAAUGGGAUACUAGCUCUGUUGCAGAUUCUCAUAGAAUCUGAGCUAAAAUGUUUUCCUCCUGCUUGAAAGACUCAAUAGGAAAGCUUCUUCUGCAUUAUUAUAGCAGGAUUAAGCAACCUAUGGGACAUAUGCAACAGCCCAGAAGUUCCUCUUUGUAUGGCCUACAGCCCCCCCCCCCGAGUGUUUUAAAUAACAAUAGAAGUGGGGCUUCUGAACUUAACAUACCUAUUCAUAAGCAAAUAAUCCCCCAAGGAAUUUGGUGACCCACUGUGGGGGCAAAAUAGUAACAAAUCUUUUGGUUAGCAAAAGUUUUCCAUUCCUGAAUUAUAAGUCAACAAAGACUCUCCUUGCUGCUGGUGAGGAGCAAAGUAGGUGAAUUGAAAUCUCAUUAAAAUAGAAUAUGACUUCACCUACUGAGGUUGGAUGGGGGGGGGAGGUAAUACUUAGCUGUUCUUAAUUAUUUUCCUUUCACAGAUCAUCUCAACAAUAUUGCUUUGGUCAUCAGGUUCAUUGACAAAGUACUCGUUAGCAUACAACAACCCAGGGUUAUAGAAGCUUUCCCAAUUUUCUUUGCUUUGGAAUAAUAAAAUAGUCCUUCAUGAAUAUAUUUCACAUGCAAGUUUGCUAGUAUCCCCUGGGGAUUACUUACUCUGGGGGAGAUGGUUAGGUAGACAUUCAUUCCAGGGUGAUUGGCAGUUAUGUGACCUUGAAGAAUAAAAGUGUGGCAAUAGUGACUCUUUGAAGUGAGUCGUGCUUCAUGGAAGUUUAGACCUCUAAACUUACACUGCAGCAGUGUAAGGCUGAGGACAGCAUUCCCUUUUAUUCAUUUGAUAUAUUGAGUCAGAACAAGGCCGUAAGGGAAGAAUUCAAUUGAAGAUAGAGUGGGCCUCAUCUGAACAUAGAGGUAAGCUUGAGUAUGAAUUAAUUCAUAGUCGGCUGGACUGUGGAUGUUAUUCCUCUGCACAUUCCAGAGAAAUGGUAGAGAGAGCAAGGAAGUGGGUGGGUGGAGGUAUUUUAUGGGCACUUUCCAUUAACAACCAUCCUGAAACUACCGCACCAGCAGUGUGGUUAAUAAUCUGUAGGAAACAGCAACUCCCCCAGUUGGGCCUCAGCAUUUUAACUUGGCAUUUACACAGCAGAAGGGAUAGGCACAAAAAAGUGUAAUCCCUUCAGGGAGAGGAGUGUCACCACCUUUGCUGCUCACACAGAAGCUGCUGCUGCUGCUGUAAUUUCUGAGCCUCUUCCCCCCAUUUCCUACCCCUUACCUCCCCAGUUGAAAAGUGCUGACUUGGAAUCGGCUCAUUAAGCUGUAGAUGAGGCUGGGAGUUAACCCGAAUUGCCUGUAUGUUUGUUGCAUUGUCAACCUCCAUGUUACAACUUGCACAUUAUAAAUUGUUGUUAUUCUGAUGUAUUCUCUUGUAAGUUGCGUGCAAGAGGCUCUUUGAGGUAAAGGCUGAGCCCUGCAAACCUUGAGGAGAGAGCUUUGGUACUUUCCUAGUGUCAUAAACAUAUGGUAAGAUCAUGGAAAUGUCAAACUGUUGGAUGAGAAUGUAACUUUUGUCCUUCGCUGAGAUAAAAUAACCUGUCUGAUGCCAGAUCAAAUCUUGGUCCACUGUCCUUGGGUAGCCAAUACAUUUAGAUUAAUAAAAGUCUAUGUAUCUUGACUGGCAAUUCUUACCAAACUUAGUCAUUUUAAAACCCUAGCCAGAAAUGUAACAUACCCAUCCCUUCUGCUGUGUAAAUGCUGGCUGGGUUAUUCUGGGAGUUCAAGUCCACACCUCUUAAAAUGGCAAAGUUUGGUAACAGAGCCCUAGGCCUGCAGGUCAAUCACCAUUACCUAUCAGGGACUGAUCAUGAAACCUCUAUGCCACCAUGUGCUCCACUGCUGUGUGAUGAUUCUCCAAAACUUUGUUUGCUUUGGCAACUUGGUUUUGCCAUUUCCAUAUUUGCUAUUAAGGUCACAGUAGAAGAUCUGAUAUUUCCUGUCUUAACCAAAGAAGCUUUUGAAAAGAUUUUCUUUCUUAUAUAAAAUGACAGGAUCUCCAGUCUUCCUGCUGCUUCCUAUCAAUAGCUAGGAAGAAUAAAGUUGAAAGAUGAUGCAGAUGUGUACAUGUUUCCAGAUUCAGUACUUUCCAGGAGUUUGGGGAGCAAAGAAACAUGAUGUUCCAAGCUUUCAGUUAUAGAACUAGUGAGAGAUAAGGAUAUCCUCUGGUUUAGGAAGUUAGAUUUAGAAAGUGGAUGUCAGAUAAAAUACAAAACUGGGAACAUCAAUAUUGCUAUAUCUUUUUUGGAAGUAUCCUUGCCCCAAUACUGUAAGAAAAUCAAGUCUUUGGAAAGCCCACCCAUCAUGUUUCAUUAUCUUGAAUGAGAUUAUUUGUGGGAAUCCAACUAACCUCCCCAGAUUUAAUCUGGUAAUUUUGCACUAUGGUUGUAAAGGUGAAAUGUGUUGAAUUCUUGAACUCUGCAGCAAGCAAAAGGAUGUUUUGCAUAUAUCAGAUUCCUGAUUAAAUGGGUGAAGUCAGGCAUUCAAUAAGAACAAAACUCUCUUAUAUUGGUGGGGAAAAAGGAUAUAAAUCAAAAGAAAAAGAAAAGAGGGAAAUCUCAAAAGCACGUUGUAUGAUUUAGCAGUUGCACUGAAAAAAUGAACUCGCACUAACCAAGGGGAAAUUUUGGUUAUUAAAUGAGGGUGGGCCUGGAAUGGGAAUUGCUUUCUUCCUUCCUUGCUGCCAAGACAGCCCAUUACAUCUCGCCACAUGGGACUUCAAUAGCGAUGAAAUGAAUCAGUUUCAUGCAUAAAUUCAAUUGCUAGUGCCUCCCAACAAUUGUAUUGUGUGUUAUCUUGAACACAAUUUGUGCAAAUAGUUGUUUUGUGUGAGCUUAGUCACAGUGGGAACGGCUGACAGUGUCAAAUCUCAAGGAUGGUGGUCAGCUUGAUGGAUAAUGGGGCUGUUUUAGAAAAGGGGGGGGGGAGAAAUCGUAUGAUGGAAAUUCAGGUAUCAUGGUACUUAGGCUGAUUCCUAGACCUAAGCACUUGACAAAAAUAAGUUCUUUCUCAUGUGCUAAAUUUUCUAGGGGAUUGAGAUUACUAAAGCUAAUCUCAAUUCAUGCUAUAAGAAACAAGAAAAAUUUAACCCAUCUAAAUGAUAUUCCUUGUUGUAGAAUCAGAGUUGAAAGUAAAAGCUGCUCAAUAACUAAAAAUGGCAGGGGCUCUUUCAAUGUAUAUGUUCAGACAGAGAUUAGAUAGCUAUUGGGAAUACUUUAUUUUGGAUUCCUGCACUAAGGCAGGGGGGUGAGGAAUUGAUUGCCUAAAUGACUCUGCCAAUUCUGAUUGUAUGAAUCAUUUGGUCAUUGAAUCCAACUACCUUGGUCCAUUCAAGAAUCCAAAUCGAAGCAACCUGGCUUUCUAGUCUUUGCUUGAAUUUAGUCAAUAAAGGGAUGCCCUACCAUUUUCGCUAACUGUCUAGUCAGCGUAUGCUAUUGAAUUGUUCUUUUUCUAAGAUUCAUUCAAAAUCUCAAAUGCUAUAUGUCCUGGCCCUGGGAUUGAUGGACCAGGUCUAGGAGUCCUACAAUUGGUGCUCUGAAUAUUUUUUAAAAAAAUUAAAUCCGAGGUGCACACUCCACUCUAUUCAGCUUUAAUUUCCCUUAAAAUUCAUUAUGAUUUUGUCUACAUUUCCCAUACGGAAUACACAAAGAAGAUUAUUUAUCUUUUGCUGUUUUCCUUUGCCAUCUGAAAUAAAAUUACACUAUCAAGACAAAUUAGGAAAUUUAAGAACCACAUGUUCUUAAAUGGACAGGCAACAACUCUUUUCUAAUUCUUCUGUUUAUUAUAAAGAACUUGUAUAUUUUAGCUGCUGGUUUCUGCUGCAAUUCUUAUUUUGCCUUUGUAUGCUAAUAACUGACAUUCAUAUUUUUUCUCAUACUCUGAGCAUUAUUGGAUAGUCAAAUAAAAGUUAUAAACUCU
This is a messenger RNA of Crotalus tigris (Tiger rattlesnake), 4983 nucleotides long. It is a transcript of the gene USE1, whose product is annotated as unconventional SNARE in the ER 1. The transcript has 8 exons. Bases 103 to 918 code for a protein of 271 amino acids. NCBI's taxonomy places the organism in Eukaryota, Metazoa, Chordata, Lepidosauria, Squamata, Viperidae. The record is from RefSeq and is a predicted model, not a curated record. Gene Ontology annotation, molecular function: SNAP receptor activity. Gene Ontology annotation, cellular component: endoplasmic reticulum; SNARE complex. Gene Ontology annotation, biological process: retrograde vesicle-mediated transport, Golgi to endoplasmic reticulum.